Drosophila ananassae is the source of this 799-nucleotide messenger RNA. RefSeq names its product adenylate kinase isoenzyme 6 homolog (gene Ak6). NCBI's taxonomy places the organism in Eukaryota, Metazoa, Arthropoda, Insecta, Diptera, Drosophilidae. The record is from RefSeq and is a predicted model, not a curated record. The transcript is spliced from 3 exons. Gene Ontology annotation, cellular component: cytoplasm; nucleus. Gene Ontology annotation, molecular function: ATP hydrolysis activity; AMP kinase activity; ATP binding. The coding region runs from base 157 to 693 and encodes 178 amino acids.
GGAAACAAGAACUAAAAUGUUUCGAAGCAUCGAUAACGAUAACGUAUCCAGAAAAUAAACAAUUUCACGUGCUACGAAUUUUACAUCAAAAUAAAGAAUAUUUACAACAAAACUUGUAAUAUUUUAUAGAUAUAUAUAUUUUAUUGUUACUACCAAAUGAGCAAGAUGACAGAACGCUCUGAGGAUGCCAAGCCAAAUAUUUUAAUUACAGGAACUCCGGGAGCUGGUAAAUCUUAUUUGUGCGAACGCCUUUCCGCUCAACUAAAAUUCGACUGGCUGGACUGCUCCAAAAUUGCCAAGGAUAAUAAUUUUAUUGAGGAGUAUGACGACGAAUACGACUGUCCCAUUUUGGACGAAGAUAAACUUAUGGAUCACCUGGAACCUAUAAUGGCCAAAGGCGGCAACAUUGUGGAAUAUCAUGGCUGUGAUUUCUUUCCCGAACGCUGGUUUCAAGCCGUUUUCGUGGUCACCUGUCCCAACACCACGCUCUACGAUCGCCUGAAAGAACGAAAGUACAACGAGAAGAAGCUCACGUCGAAUAUAGAAUGCGAAAUCUUUGGAACCAUUCUGGAAGAGGCCAAAGAUUCCUACAAAGAGGACAAAGUAUUCGUUCUUCGCGGGGAAACUAGGCAGGAUGCCGACAAAAGCCUAAAGACUGUUAAGAACUGGUACAGGACGUGGAAGAGGAAGUGACGAAUAAUCUAAAACUUUGUUAGUUUAGUAAAGCCUAAGUAGUUAUGCAAUAACAAGAAAAACUUCGCAUCAUUUGUAUGCAAAUGAACUAUUAUUUACAGAAAAA